CUCCGCAAAAAAGUCCGGGGGCAUCGCAUCCUCACCUUCCAGUCUUCCUCGAGCUACACCACUCCCUCCUAGCUCUGGAAAACUUCCAAGUCCCCGCGGACUGACCGAUCCAACCUCUCAACCACCCUGAAAACCACCCACUCCAACCAACCUCACAUAACUCAACACCACAAUGAACAUCCCAGGAAUGACCGGCAUAGGCGGUGCGGCCGCCGGCAUGGGAGCCGGUCUCCCAGGCGCAGCCGCAGGAACACAAGGAAUGAGCGAGCAAGAACAGGCGAUGGUAAAAGCGAUGCAAGCUGCUAUGGAAUCAUGUCCCAUAAAAACGGUUAUCUCGGGUACGAUGGGAUUCGGUCUAGGUGGUGUUUUUGGGUUGUUUAUGGCUAGUAUGUCCUACGACUCAACCUUCACCCCGCAAGGAAAAGCAAUCAUGGACCUCCCCUGGCGCGAACAAGUCCGCCGCGGCUUCAAAGACAUGGGUUCUCGGUCUUGGUCUAGCGCCAAGAACUUCGGUAUAGUGGGUGCUUUGUACUCAGGUACGGAGUGCUGUGUUGAGGGUCUGCGCGCCAAGAACGAUCUCACGAAUAGUGUUAUCUCGGGGUGUAUUACGGGGGGCAUUUUGGGUGCUAAGGCUGGUCCGCAGGCGGCUGCGGCUGGGUGUGCGGGUUUUGCGGCGUUUAGUGCGGCGAUUGAUGCUUAUAUGCGGAUGCCGGAGGGGGAUGAUUAGAUUGGAUUUGGGGUUGGAAUGGUGGUUGUGGUUGUGGUUGUAAUGGGAGGGCGUUUUUUGCUUUUUUUUUUUUUUACUGCUUGGGAUAGAGCGGGCAUUUUGUUUUGGCGUUUGUGGGUUUGUGAUGAACCACUGCUCUUGGGUUGUAUUAUAGUGUGUGGAUGUAUGGAUAGAGGUGUAUAAAUUCGACUAUCUACGCUUUUAUGGUGUUGAGUGUGUAAUGUAUGUUCUACAAGGGAGUUUGGGGUUUACUAU
Messenger RNA from Aspergillus alliaceus, 982 nucleotides. RefSeq names its product translocation channel protein TIM22. Bases 173 to 727 code for a protein of 184 amino acids. NCBI's taxonomy places the organism in Eukaryota, Fungi, Ascomycota, Eurotiomycetes, Eurotiales, Aspergillaceae. The transcript has 3 exons. The record is from RefSeq and is a predicted model, not a curated record. Gene Ontology annotation, molecular function: transmembrane protein transporter activity. Gene Ontology annotation, biological process: protein insertion into mitochondrial inner membrane. Gene Ontology annotation, cellular component: TIM22 mitochondrial import inner membrane insertion complex.